Molecule: messenger RNA, 474 nt
Organism: Microdochium trichocladiopsis
Lineage: Eukaryota; Fungi; Ascomycota; Sordariomycetes; Xylariales; Microdochiaceae
Exons: 2
Molecular function (GO): ATP hydrolysis activity; ATP binding
Source: RefSeq, a predicted model, not a curated record
CCUGGCGAGCCAGAAGUGUUCUUGUUCCCCGCUAUCAUCCCCGGAUUUGACUUAUGCGAAAAGAAAUGGAAGGAGAUCGAAGUGGAUAAGAUCCAUGACGUUGUAUGGAAUGACAACGCCUUCAGGCACUUAGUUGCCGACGAGGAUGUGAAGGAACGAAUCGAAGCCGCGGUCCGCAAGCAGCUUGAGACUAGGACUGAUCACAUCAACAACAAGGGUAAGGGGCUCAUCAUGCUCCUGCAUGGACCACCAGGAACCGGAAAGACCUUCACAGCUCAGUCUGUCCGCCUGGGCUCAAAAUGGAAUUGUAUCAUGCUUCUGGAAGGAGCAGACAUUUUCAUUCAGCAGCGCCAACGACGCGACACUCUCGUGUCCAUCUUUCGGAACCGCCUGGAAUACGAGGACGGUAUUCUGGUCUUGACGGCAAACAGCGAUAUUGCAUUUGACGAGACUGUCACGUCGCACAUCAAGAUA